AAAGAUCCCCAAUAAACAACGCCAGGUCGUCAACACAGUUAACACUCGUUACGCUCUCCCUCCCAAAAUAGUCAAGGCUCAGGACUCAAGACUCAGGACCCCUAAAUUUGACACUCAGCUCAGCUCCUACCUUGUAACCCAGAUCCAGCCAUCCAAGUUCUCUCUCUCGCUCAUGCAUUCUCUUACAACACUGUACUUCUUCAAUUCUUUCUAUCUUUUGCAGCCUUAGAGAAGAAAUCAUUACAAUAGCAUUGGAGUAAGAUUCGAAUGUUCGGUUACUUACUCUGCUAGAUAGUGAUCUGGUAUGCUGGAAAGUUGGUUAGAAGAAGCUAGGAACUAAAAGUCUAAAUUAAUUUUACUACGAAGUUUUUUAGGUUGAUUAAUGGGAAGGAUCAAAUCUAUAUUGGGUUUUAUUGAUUUCAUGUUAGAAAGUUAAUAACUGAGUUGCAAGAUUGGGUCUUUGGACAAGAAUGGAAGAAAUACAGUCACAGUCCGAUCACUAUAGAUCGUCUUCUUCAUCAGCUAGUAGUCCUGCAAGUAGGGUACCCUCAAGUAACUUUUUCUAUUUGCGGAAACCUGGCUCUCUAGGACAACCCAUUUCAUUUGAGGAUUCACCUGAGUGGGAUGACACUGAAAUUGAUGUGCGGGUGGAGGAAGGAGGGGACUCUAUCCAUGCUGCAACUACAGCCUCUCCUUCUCUUUCGAAGCUUAAUAGUGGGUCACUGCCAUCCCCUCCAUUGCCUGAUGGAUCAGUUUUUGCAAGAAAAAUUGCGGGAGCUUCGGUUGUGUGGAAGGACUUAACAGUUACAAUUAGGGGAAAGAGGAAAUACUCUGAAAAGGUCGUGAAGAGUUCAAAUGGUUAUGCUUUGCCCGGGACACUUACAGUGAUCAUGGGACCUGCCAAAUCUGGGAAGUCCACUCUGCUAAGGGCGAUUGCAGGAAGAUUGCAUGAACCAAGUAAAGUGUAUGGGGAAGUGUUUUUUAAUGGGGCAAAAUCUCACUUGCCAUAUGGUGCCUACGGUUAUGUGGAGAGGGAAACUGCACUGAUUGGAUCUCUUACUGUACGGGAGAUGUUAUACUACUCGGCACUGUUACAACUUCCUGGAUGCUUCUCCCAAAAGAAGAGUGUGGUAGAUGAUGCCAUUUCUGCUAUGUCUUUGGGUGAUUAUGCAAAUAAACUGAUUGGUGGCCACUGUUAUAUGAAGGGCCUCCCUUGUGGUGAGAGAAGGCGUGUCAGCAUUGCCCGAGAGCUUGUGAUGAGACCACAUAUCUUAUUUAUAGAUGAACCUCUUUAUCAUCUUGACAGUGUGUCUGCACUUCUGAUGAUGGUAACGUUGAAGAAACUCGCAAGCACAGGCUGCACCCUUAUUUUCACUAUGUACCAAAGCAGCACAGAAGUAUUUGGCCUUUUCGAUCGGAUUUGUCUCCUUUCAAAUGGAAAUACACUAUUUUUUGGAGAAACACUGGCAUGUCUGCAGCACUUCUCAAAUGCUGGAUUUCCUUGCCCAAUAAUGCAAAGCCCCUCUGAUCACUUUCUACGCGCAAUAAAUACAGAUUUUGACAGGAUCAUAGCCAUGUGCAAAAACUGGCAGGAUGACCAUGGGGAUUUUUCAUCCGUAAAUAUGGACACUGCAGUAGCAAUACGUACCCUUGAAGCAACGUACAAAUCAUCCAGUGAUGCUGCUGCAGUUGAAUCUAUGAUAGCAAGACUCACAGAUAAGGAAGGUCCAAUUCUUAAGAGCAGGGGCAAGGCUAGCAAUGCUACAAGGGUAGCGGUUUUGACAUGGAGAUCAUUAUUAAUUAUGUCAAGGGAAUGGAAGUACUUCUGGCUUCGGCUGGUUCUCUGCAUGUUUCUCACACUAUGUGUUGGUACGAUAUUUUCUGGCCUAGGGCAUUCCUUGUCAUCUGUAGUGGUGAGAGUUGCAGCAAUAUUCGUAUUUGUAUCAUUCACUUCCUUGCUAAGUAUUGCUGGAUUACCUUCUCAUCUAACAGACAUAAAGGUCUACACACAUGAGGAGGCAAAUCAGCAUUCAGGGGCAUUUGUUUUCUUACUUGGCCAGCUCCUCUCUAGCAUUCCAUUCCUAUUCCUCAUCUCGAUUUCAGCAAGUCUUGUCUUCUACUUUCUCAUAGGACUGCGGGAUGAGUUCAGUCUGGUGAUGUAUUUUGUGCUGAAUUUCUUCGUGUGCCUUUUAGUAAAUGAGGGGCUCAUGCUACUUGUUGCUUCUCUUUGGAGAGAGCUUUUCCAGAGUGUUUUGACAUUGUUGUUCAUUCAUGUGCUAAUGAUGCUUGUAGCAGGCUACUUUAGAAUUCGCAGUGAUUUGCCUGGACCAGUGUGGACCUAUCCAUUGUCCUACAUUGCUUUCCAUACAUACUCUAUCCAGGGGCUUCUGGAGAACGAGUACAUUGGGACUUCCUUUGCUGUCGGGCAAGUAAGGUCCAUCUCUGGGGUUCAGGCUCUUCGUAGUGCAUAUGACAUUUCUACCGAUGGUAAUGAGAAGUGGAAAAAUUUGCUGUACUUAUUUUCCAUGGGAAUUGGGUACCGCUUUGUUGUGUUUCUUCUGUUGUAUUUCCGGUCAAGGAAGAAUGCAUCCACCUAUAAGUUUUAUGGGUCUGACAGGAGCACAAACUCAAGAUGACUGUCUCUUGUAUGCUACCUAUUUGGGUAUGUAUCGAGUAAUUUGGCCUUUGAUCUGA
Molecule: messenger RNA, 2694 nt
Organism: Nelumbo nucifera (sacred lotus)
Lineage: Eukaryota; Viridiplantae; Streptophyta; Magnoliopsida; Proteales; Nelumbonaceae
Product: ABC transporter G family member 3-like
Cellular component (GO): membrane
Molecular function (GO): ABC-type transporter activity; ATP hydrolysis activity; ATP binding
Source: RefSeq, a predicted model, not a curated record